Hibiscus syriacus is the source of this 366-nucleotide messenger RNA. Its product is annotated as bifunctional aspartokinase/homoserine dehydrogenase 2, chloroplastic-like. Lineage: Eukaryota; Viridiplantae; Streptophyta; Magnoliopsida; Malvales; Malvaceae. Gene Ontology annotation, molecular function: homoserine dehydrogenase activity; aspartate kinase activity. Gene Ontology annotation, biological process: L-homoserine biosynthetic process; aspartate family amino acid biosynthetic process. The record is from RefSeq and is a predicted model, not a curated record. The transcript is spliced from 3 exons. The coding region runs from base 16 to 321 and encodes 101 amino acids.
GUAGUGGUAUCGGCCAUGUCUAAGGUGACAGAUAUGAUGUUUGACCUUAUCAAUAAGGCACGAUCAAGAGAUGAUUCCUACAUCUCUGCAUUGGAUGCUGUCUUAGAAAAACAUAAUUCUACAGCACUUGAUUUGCUUGAUGGAGAUGAUCUUGCUACUUUCUUAUCUCAACUGCAUCAUGAUGUUAGUAACCUCAAAGCAAUGCUUCGUGCAAUAUAUAUAGCUGGUCAUGUCACAGAAUCUUUCUCAGAUUUUGUUGUUGGACAUGGGGAAUUAUGGUCUGCUAAAUGUUAUCAUAUGUUGUUGGAAAGAAUGGGAUAGAUUGCAAAUGGAUGGAUACAAGGGAGGUACUUAUUGUAAAUCCCA